Molecule: messenger RNA, 1611 nt
Organism: Scomber scombrus (Atlantic mackerel)
Lineage: Eukaryota; Metazoa; Chordata; Actinopteri; Scombriformes; Scombridae
Gene: psma2a
Product: proteasome 20S subunit alpha 2a
Exons: 8
Coding region: 19-723 (234 amino acids)
Biological process (GO): ubiquitin-dependent protein catabolic process
Cellular component (GO): proteasome core complex; proteasome core complex, alpha-subunit complex
Source: RefSeq, a predicted model, not a curated record
UCGAAGAAGAAGAACAAGAUGGCGGAACGAGGCUACAGUUUCUCCCUCACCACAUUUAGCCCCUCAGGUAAACUGGUCCAGAUUGAAUAUGCCCUGGCAGCUGUAGCGGCUGGAGCUCCUUCAGUCGGCAUCAAAGCUUCAAAUGGCGUUGUCCUGGCGACAGAGAAGAAACAGAAGUCCAUUCUGUAUGAUGAGCAGAGCGUUCACAAAGUGGAGCCCAUCACUAAACACAUAGGCAUGGUGUACAGCGGCAUGGGGCCGGACUACAGGGUUCUGGUCCGACGAGCCAGGAAGUUGGCUCAGCAGUACUUUCUGGUUUACCAGGAGCCGAUCCCCACAGGCCAGCUCGUCCAGAGAGUGGCCUCUGUAAUGCAGGAGUACACACAGUCCGGUGGAGUGCGUCCAUUCGGGGUGUCAUUGCUGAUAGCUGGAUGGGAUGAAGACCACCCCUACUUGUUCCAGUCAGACCCUUCUGGUGCAUAUUUUGCGUGGAAAGCAACAGCCAUGGGAAAGAACUACGUAAAUGGAAAAACAUUCCUUGAAAAAAGGUAUAACAACGAUCUAGAAUUGGAGGAUGCCAUCCACACAGCCAUCUUGACACUGAAGGAGAGUUUCGAGGGUCAGAUGACAGAGGAGAACAUUGAGGUGGGGAUCUGCAAUGAGGCUGGCUUCAAAAGACUCACCCCGGCCGAGGUGAAAGACUAUCUGGCAGCCAUUGCGUGAACACACCCUGCGUGGUGAUGUGGGGAGGGCUCUUUGGCCACUUUUCAGAACGGAAACGUGACAGUGCAGUAGCCAACAGUUACAUGACACAUCUUUUUAUAUACCACAAAAUCAUUCCAUGACCAUAUUGUGUUAUGGCUGCAGAGUUUCUGCCCUGAGAACAUGAGAGUACACCCAUAACUUCACUUAGAACCACAAUUAUUCAUGUGAGCUAACAUGCUUAGACAUGUGUGCAUAUUCACUGAAGGCCUUUGUGUGUGUGCAACUAAUGUGGCUGCCACUCACAAAUGCAUUCACUUGACUCCCAUCAGGAAGUAGCAACUAAUUGGCUUUGUUGUUAAAAACAUGUCUGUACUGUGAAAUGUGGCAGUUGGCUACUGUGCAUAUGAAAAGUAAAUGUGGGCUCUGAUGAGUGAAAUCUCAAUUCUUUUGUUGAAUCCUUCAGUUUUCUUAUUUCUCAUUGCUGUUCCAGUGGCAAUGCAGUUCUUCAAAUCGAGCACCAGUGCUUUGUGCAUUAAACUUGGAUCACUUGUAGCUAUUGCUAAGUGUGACGAAUGGCCUGUGGUUACACAAAGAAGCCAAAAUAAAUAACUGUAGUUACAGGCCAGACAUCCUUGUGUGGGUGUUCAUCCCCAAACUUGUUUCCCCUCAAAGCUCCUGACUGCACGUCACCGGCACUCCGCAAACACACUAGAAAGGAGUAUAAAGAAAAAGAGGGCAGAAAAAAGAGGAUCCAAUAGAAAGCUUGAGAUUUUACUCAUAGAAUCUGGUUGCUUGUACAGCAGUUUUUCAAAAUGUACUUUUUUUUUCAGACUAGAAACAAUUCUAGAGUUUGUACUUUCUCUUCUGGUAUCUGUCAGUUAUUCAAAUAAAAAAAGAUGCUGAGUU